Molecule: messenger RNA, 4391 nt
Organism: Alligator sinensis (Chinese alligator)
Lineage: Eukaryota; Metazoa; Chordata; Crocodylia; Alligatoridae
Gene: NAA50
Product: N(alpha)-acetyltransferase 50, NatE catalytic subunit
Exons: 5
Coding region: 179-688 (169 amino acids)
Biological process (GO): mitotic sister chromatid cohesion
Cellular component (GO): NatA complex
Molecular function (GO): acyltransferase activity, transferring groups other than amino-acyl groups
Source: RefSeq, a predicted model, not a curated record
GCGCGGGGUCACGCCGGCGGGGCGGGGCGGGCGGCCUGCGGCCCAUGUGGAGCGGGAGCAGGAGGCUGAGCCAACAAGCGCCCAGCGGCGGCGGCAGCAACAGCAGCAGGAGGAGAAGGAGAAGGAGAAAGAGGCCGCCAAGUCUCCAGGCCUUGCGCGCAUCCAGUGCGGCCGCGCCAUGAAGGGCCGGAUUGAGCUGGGAGACGUGACGCCACAUAACAUUAAGCAGCUGAAGAGGUUAAACCAGGUCAUUUUUCCUGUCAGCUACAAUGACAAGUUCUACAAGGAUGUGCUGGAGGUUGGCGAACUAGCCAAAUUAGCAUACUUCAAUGAUAUUGCAGUGGGUGCAGUGUGCUGUAGAGUGGAUCACUCUCAGAACCAGAAGAGACUGUACAUCAUGACACUUGGAUGCCUGGCACCCUACCGAAGGCUAGGGAUAGGAACUAAAAUGUUGAAUCACGUCUUAAACAUCUGUGAAAAAGAUGGCACUUUUGACAACAUCUAUCUGCAUGUUCAGAUCAGCAAUGAAUCAGCAAUUGACUUCUACAGAAAGUUUGGUUUUGAGAUUAUUGAGACGAAGAAAAAUUACUACAAAAGGAUAGAGCCAGCAGAUGCUCACGUGCUGCAGAAAAACCUCAAAGUCCCUUGUCUUGGCCAAAAUGCAGAUGUGCAGAAGACCGACAACUGAACAAAACCCCAACGAACACUUUCUUGCACUUGCUUGUUGCCAAAUAAGAGAGAGGCCUGUUGACUUUGUUUUUGUUUUGUUUUUUUUUGUUUGUUUUUUCUUCCCUUCAUCUUAAUUUUUUUCUUGACCUCUCUUCAACAAAAGUGUAAUGCUUCUUCCAAGGGUUGUCCAUUCAUGUUUGGGUUUUUCAGUUCUCUUCCUUUCUGUUUGUUUGGUUAUUUUUAAUUGGGUGGGAAGAGGUGUGCAAAUCUUCUUUAGUUUGAAGUGUGGAGGGCUUGAACAGGUUUUCCUGAGGUCAGGUUUCUUCCAGAGCGAUUUAUCACUUGGUAACACACUGAGAGGUAGAUCCUAAAAAAAAAAAACAAAAAAAAACUGUCUUGAAAGGCAAAGCAAUAUCUUGUCCUUGGAGUCCUAUAAUACCAAUUUGAUUUUUUUUUUUUUUUUUUUUUUUAACAACCUGGGGGGUUUGCUGGCCCUCCAAAUGCAUGUGAACAUUAUAUUGGCAAUUUAUUUUUCCCCUUACCUCCCCCAAAACAUGUUUGGUUCUUCUCACUAUUUUGGGGUUUGGCUUUUCCUCCAUCUUUUGCUGAGAAGGGCAGACUGGUUUACCAGUAUUGUUUCUCUGCCUGGACUCAUAGUGUGAGGUUUGGUUUUUUGUUUUUUUUUAAAUAGUCCUUACCAAAGCUGGUGCUACAUUCCUUGACUGACCCCCCCCAAAAGGGUUCACAGUGGGCUUUACAGGUUUUCUUUUAUUUUAUCAUUAUCAUUUUACCCAUUCCAUUCUCAAAAAAUGUCUACAACAGUAAGCUAAAUCUAAUGUGAACAAGAACAGCCUUACAAAAUUGAAUUUAGAGGUGUGGAUGUAGUUUUAAGAACAAGUGAAGCUUUCUAGGACUUCUCUCUCCUUUUAGAGCUUACUCUACGGUAUCUGGAUUCCUGAGGUGAAAGAAGGGACUACAGGCAUCAUAUGUACUUCAGUAAGAAUUGCACACUUCUAGAAACCUGAAAUUGGGUCAUGGGUAGGGAGAACCAGGCAGUGAGGUUGAGAAGAAAAAACAAAAUCUUACCCUAAUGAUAUAGCUUUGCAGGAGGACCUCUGGCUUGAAUUGGGCUUCACUUAGCUUGUGAACUUUAUAUGCUCCUUAGGGAGGAAGUGGCUAAGAACUGCAUUUUCUAUGCCUGUGAAGACUUUUCAUAUUCCCCCUGUGGCAGCAAUGCAGUUCUCAUGUUAAAGGGUAUUUUAUGGAGCACAGAAAAAGUAGCUCGUAAUAGAGCAUGAGAAUUUGGAAAAUAGUUGCCUGACUGGCUUCUUCGUAGUACUGUAACCUUAAAAUUGCAGUAAACUUUACUGAGCUCUGCUUUGCAUUCUUUUUUGCUUUGUGUGAAUUACAGUGCUACUUUGUAUGCACUUUUGCCAUCAGUUAUGUGCACCAGGACAAAAUACCAACUUGACCUUAGACUUUAAGCUUCUGGAAAAAUGCACUGAACUGAGACAACACUCCUGUCCCAUCACCUAUACUGAUAUCAAAUUGCAUUCCUUUUCUGUUGCCUUUUUAAAUUCAGUUUCAUCUUGAGUUCAUUCAGUUUGAAAGUCUCCACCGUACGGUACACAUUGCUGUACACAUCUUGUUAGUGGGUGCUGUGCCAUUGUUCUGAGGCUACCUUGGGUACCAAGGAUUUCAAGGUGGGGGAUCGAAGAGUAAGAUGAGUACAUGUACCCUUCUUCCCACUUUAUGCAGUCUUUGAUAUCAAAGGAAUGGCCAAGUAGGCAUCUUAAUAAUUGCCACAUGCCAUCAUAAGGUGUGUUGCUUCUAUGAUACUGUGACAGGUCCAAGCAGAACUGCUCAAAUACUUUUUCUGGGUUUGCACUAAUUGGGUUUUGGUGAUGGUCAACAGGCAGUUCUUUGUAAAAUACCCUGUGCUGGCCCAGGCACCUGUGUUCACAUCAGCCCCUAUUGCACUCUUGCUAGAAAGGUCCAAACACUUUCUGUGGAUGGAGAUAGCCUAUUUAUAUCUUCUUAUGCCAGUUUUGGAGGUAGUUCCAGAACCUCUCUAGCAAGAAAACAUUGAAGCACAAUUAGCUCAUGGAUACCAGUAUGGUUUUCCUGGCCAAUUAGACAAGGACCAAGAGGUGUAUGUGGAGGGAGAGAGAGUAUUGUACUGAAUGAUGUUGACAUAAUACAUCUGUAGUCCAGACCAUAGCUGCCUCUGAUGCCAAGCAAAGUGCUCUUCAUUCUUCUAGAACUAAAUGGUUAAGUAUUUGGGUUGGUUAAAUGGGUGUGGAAACUUGAACUUCUCAGACUUGGUGGUGUUUGUAGGCUUUCACAAAUCAAAUUGUUUUGCAGGCAGUUUUCCUGCUGGUUUAAAAGUAUAAGUGAUGGGUCUGGUGUCUGAACUUGCUUGGAUUAACUUUUGUUUCUGUUUCUUUUUGCUUUGGGCUUCCAUCAUUCUAUGAAUGUAUCCCUACAACAAUUUUUAGAGUUCCCAUUCCACAGAGAACUUGCCUCAUUCUAUCUUUUAACUAAAUAUUUCAUAGUAUGUGGAAGGGAGAGAAACCAGUUUAUUAAUCCUGGAAAAUGGUUGAUCAUAUUCUUAAGCACAUAAAAAGGUUUAAUUUAAAACCUCUUGGAAAACAGUACCCCUGUACAUGGAUAAGGUAAAGUGAAGGGCAACAGUUCUGAACAGCAACAGGUUGUGUUAAUACUAGUGCAUCCAGCCUGGUAUGUAUGGGAAGAGAAUAGUGUAUCUUGGUGUUAUUCUAAGGAGAUACUAGAAUAGUGUUCAAGUAUGAGUUUUCUGCAAUGAAACUCUUACUUCAUAUGCUACUGCAGUAGGUCCUCCCACUAACUUGAAAGCAACAGCAUAUCUGCAACUAUUUAAACAAGAGUGGGAAGUUUCUGUGAAAUAAUCACCAGCACUUCUGUUCUGGAUGGAGAAUUUGCAAGAUAGAUUAAUGCAACUAUCAGAUUAAUCCAGGUCUAAGUUGUCUUUUAUAUGCGUAUCACUCUUCAGUAGCUUUUUGUCAUCCAUCAAUGGAACCCUGAAGAGCUUGUCUAUAAACAGACUUUCAUUGGCAGAAGACCAUGAUAGAAGGGGCACUGUGAGGAAGCAGCAACCAGGGGAAAUGUCCCUCCUGUUUUUGGGGGGAGGGAGUAGGGUUUUUUGUAUCUACAGUGGUUCAGUUUACAAGAUGCAGUUAGUGGUUAAACAUGCCGGUUAAAUAUGAGAUGCUGUUACAGCUGAGAAAACUUGUGAUAUUUUGUUACUUCUUGAUGGUGCCCUGUGAUGCCUUGUAAAUUUGAACACCCCCUUUUCCCCUCCUCAAGAAAAAAGUAUCUAUUGUUGUUCUCCCAUGUGCUGUGAUCUAUGGUCAGCAGCUGUAUGCAAGGCCUUUGUUUUUGUAAUGCAUUUGCUGACUUGGAUAUUUCUUCUGAAUCUGUAAUGGCUUCCAAUUGAUCCUGAGUAAGAUUUCUGCUGGUCUGUCGAUUAGGACUUCAUUCAAAUGUGCAGAUGCACGGUGCAGUUUUACAGAUUCAUCCUCAAUGUUAUGACUUAAAUUGUAGGGGGAGGAAACUCCUACAAGUAAGAUCAUCUGUUUCUGAUCUAGAUCAUUGCCCUUGUUAUACAUCAGGAGCAUGUUUUGUUUUUUCUCAAACUUUUUAGAAACACCAUUCAGAAUAAAUGUGCACUAUUUGAGUUGUCA